This is a messenger RNA of Trichomycterus rosablanca, 2148 nucleotides long. It is a transcript of the gene socs9, whose product is annotated as suppressor of cytokine signaling 9. The coding region runs from base 1 to 1605 and encodes 534 amino acids. NCBI's taxonomy places the organism in Eukaryota, Metazoa, Chordata, Actinopteri, Siluriformes, Trichomycteridae. Gene Ontology annotation, biological process: phosphatidylinositol phosphate biosynthetic process; intracellular signal transduction. Gene Ontology annotation, molecular function: 1-phosphatidylinositol-3-kinase regulator activity. Gene Ontology annotation, cellular component: phosphatidylinositol 3-kinase complex. The transcript is spliced from 2 exons. The record is from RefSeq and is a predicted model, not a curated record.
AUGUCGAGCGGACAUUCAGAGGAUCGUGGAAAGGAAAGGGAGCGCGGCGCCCGUCCCAAGACGCGCCAGAGCCGCUCAGAAGAACGACAAGACGAAAGACGGCACAAAGGAGGCAAGGGGAAACGGAAAGGACGCCUGGCACACGACCUAGCGUCGGAGCGACCGGUCAGCGACGGUUUUGAAUACGGAGACCUCUUAAACGGGCUGGAAUCCGGGAGCAGAAACUCGUCUUUUCACUGUCGCGAGCGGCGCUGGUGUCAGGUCCUGGGCUCGACGGGAUCCUCGGCGUGUGAAAAGGUCUCGCCCCGGGUCGCUCAGAAUACUUCAGCGGAGGAACAGCCGGCACCCGAGUCGAGCAAGUCUUCCAGCGGCAGUCGUACCCUCAGACAGAAGAUCCAGGAUGCUGUGGGUCAGUGUUUUCCCAUCAAGACGCACAGUGGAGCUUCAGCGUCAGGACCAGGUCUCCCUGCGUUUCCUCCCACAGCUUCCUCUCGCAGGAAGAUCCAUCUGAGCGAGCUGAUGCUGGACAGUUGUCCGUUCCCACCCGGGUCCGAACUCGCUCAGAAAUGGUACCUUAUCAAGCAGCACACGGCUCCCAUAUCCCAGCCACCCGCCCUCGAGUCCUUUUCCGCCGCCGGGGCGUCUGCAUCCGCGUCUGCAUCCGUGGUCGAGGACGAGGACGAUCGGUUACGGGAGCGCCGAAGAAUCAGCAUCGAGCAGGGCGUCGAACCGCCACCCAACGCCCAGAUCCACACGUUUGAGGUUACGGCACAGAUCAACCCGCUGUACAAAUUAGGUCCUAAACUGGCACACGGGAUGAACGAGCUGGCGGGGGACGACCGCGCCACCCUUCAGCAACAGCAGCAGCACAUGUUACAGAGGCAGCAGCAGCAGCACCAACUGCUUCUUCAGAGCUGUUUAGACACGCUCGAUGAGGUGGUGGCGUCCGCGUCAGCAUCGGCCCAGUCGUUUUCCGAAUCCCAUCCGGAUUCCGAUUCGUCCUCCUCGUCUCCCUGCUCCGUCUCGAGAGGAUCGCUGGUGCCGUCGGAGCACUGCAAACACCAGGACGGUCACCGCGCCCACACACAGAUCGACUACAUCCACUGCCUGGUGCCCGACCUGCUGCAGAUCACCGACCUGCCCUGUUACUGGGGCGUCAUGGAUCGCUACGAGGCCGAGACGCUCCUGGAGGGCAAGCCAGAGGGCACCUUCCUCCUCCGGGACUCGGCCCAGGAGGACUACCUGUUCUCGGUGAGCUUCCGGCGGUACGGGCGCUCCCUGCACGCCCGCAUCGAGCAGUGGAACCACAACUUCAGCUUCGACGUGCACGACCCCAGCGUGUUCCACGCCCCCACCGUCACCGGCCUCCUGGAGCACUACAAGGACCCCAACUCGUGCAUGUUCUUCGAGCCGCUGCUGUCCAACCCCAUCCACCGCACGCGGCCGUUCAGCCUCCAGCACGUCUGCCGCGCCGUCAUCAGCAGCUGCACCACCUACGACGGCAUCGGCGCCCUCCCCAUCCCCAGCGCCCUCAAGGAGCACCUGAAGGAGUAUCACUACAAGCAGAGGGUGCGCGUACGGAGACUGGACACUGGCUGGGAGUGAAAACUCUGUCACUCUGUCACCCACCGUGUGCACUACUAACCCCGGCGUUCUUAUGCUAGCAGAUAAAUUCAAUUGAUGAGUUAAAAGUCUGGACACAGUGAGAACGUUCCUGACAUUUCCGAGGACAGGCUCGAACGAUCCGGUGCGCCCACACAUGCCAAGUUUAGAUAUAAAAUCCAAGAAUUCUACUGCUAAUUUAAUGAAGACUACUGUCCGGUUGCUAACCGCUUCUAUCGCCAGUACAGACUAGUGCUUUAUAGCUACCGCGGCACUCCACGAGCAUGCUAACAUCAAUCCAGACAAGACAGCACCACUAGCUCAGCGGGUCCAAUCUUAGUUUCAUGAACAACUGGCCCCCCCAUUCAGCCGAUUAGUAGAUUAAGACCAAGACUAAUUGAUUAACGAGUGGAAUCAGGUGUAGCUUGUCCGGCUAGUUUUGCUAAGAUUGGACACCCUGAGCUAGACAGUUCAUACUAACCUUUAAUGAACCAAACAAACAAACCCAAGCAUGCCAGCGAUGGUAAUGCCCAUACUUGGGUCUGU